This is a messenger RNA of Alternaria atra, 1920 nucleotides long. RefSeq lists its product as uncharacterized. NCBI's taxonomy places the organism in Eukaryota, Fungi, Ascomycota, Dothideomycetes, Pleosporales, Pleosporaceae. The record is from RefSeq and is a predicted model, not a curated record. The coding region runs from base 1 to 1920 and encodes 639 amino acids. Gene Ontology annotation, biological process: transmembrane transport. Gene Ontology annotation, cellular component: membrane. Gene Ontology annotation, molecular function: ABC-type transporter activity; ATP hydrolysis activity; ATP binding. The transcript is spliced from 2 exons.
AUGUGCAACAGACAAUCGCCCGGACAAGGCUCCAAAGACACCGAUCCAUUGCUUGAAGCGGCAUCACCUCCACCAAUCCAGGACGAUUACCUCAAGAUCGACGAAGAAGACAGCGAUGAUGAUAGCGGCGAGGACGAAGAUGUGAAAGAGGCUCGUGCUGAGCGGUUACGUGAGACUGGAGGCUGGCUUGGCUACCUGGAAGACUUCACUAUCUUCCUACCUUACGUCAUACCCAGACGAGACAUCAAAGUGCAGAUAUGUCUGCUCAUCUGUCUCCUCACGAUCGCAAUGGAGCGCGUCCUACAUGUCGCCAUCCCAUAUGUUCUUGGAAUUAUCGCCGACAGAGUCACACAUGGAUCAAUACCUAUUCGAGAACUCCUCGUCUUCCUUGCCCUCGAUGUACUUAGCGGCGAAUCAGGAUUGCUCUUCGUUCAAGAGCUCUCAAAGAUACCCAUCAAGCAGUUCUCGUACAAGCAAUUGACUAACGCUGCUUUCAACCAUGUCAUGUCCCAGUCAAUCAAUUUUCACUCUACACAAGACUCAGCCGAGGUCAUGAAGGCCGUUGAGCAAGGCGAAGCGUUGGGCAACGUCCUCGAGUCAGUGGUCAUCGAUAUCGCACCAACUUUGAUCGACAUCAUCGUUGCUUGUACUGUCUUCUACCGGAAGUUCACUCCAGCGGUGGCAAUGGUCUUGCUUGGUGCAUCAAUCGUAUACCUGGCUACCGAAGCAUUCUCAACGCGACUCACGACAGGCGACCGGAGGAAUGUGACGAAGGCCGAACGACUCGAGACACGAAAGAUGCAUCAGGCGAUCCAAGGUUGGCAAACUGUGACCUACUUCAACCGAUUCAAGAGAGAGGCUAGUGUACUCUCCAGUGCUGUGAGCGACCACAUGAAGGCAAAGACACGUUUCGAAGCACGACAAGCACUCAUUAAGGCUCUCGUUGAGCUGGUGGUGCCGAUUACCUUCUUUGCUCUGGCUUACCUUAUCCUUCAGCGCAUCACCGCGGGCACAGCAUCACCAGGAGACUUCGCCUUCUUUCUUACAUACUGGGACUCAAUCAUCUACCCGCUAAAGUUUUUGACGAACCAUGUACGAUGGUUGGUUGGUGACUUUGUUGAUGCCGAACGACUUCUUCACCUUCUGCGAACCCAGCCAUCAAUCACGGACGCACACGAAGCCUAUCCACUCGCAGUGCGCGACGCUGUAGUUCAGUUCGACGAAGUUUCCUUCAGGUACGACUCCAGCCGCUACGCACUCCGAGACAUCUCCUUCACCGCCUCGCCAGGCCAGACCGUCGCCCUUGUAGGCCAAACCGGCGCCGGCAAAUCGUCUAUCCUGAAACUGCUCUUGCGCCUGCACGACGUCACAUCCGGCAGCAUCACCAUCUCCAAACAAGACAUCCGGCACGUCACACUGGGUUCCCUUCGCGACGCCGUAAGUGUAGUUCCCCAGGCGCCCACAUUCUUCAACACCUCGAUCGUGGAGAACGUGCGAUAUGCACGCUGCACGGCGACCAACGAAGAAGUCCACGAAGCAUGCCGCGCAGCCGCUAUCCACGACACCAUUACACGCUGCCCCCAGGGCUACAAUACGCAAGUCGGCGAGCGCGGCGUCAAGCUGUCGGGUGGCGAGGCGCAGAGACUUGCGAUUGCGAGGGCGCUGCUCAAAGACUCACCGAUUGUCCUGUUGGAUGAGGCGACGAGUGCGGUAGAUACAGCGACAGAGGGGAAGAUCAAGAGGGCACUUGAGAAGCUCAAAGAGGGGAGGGUUGUUAUUGUCAUUGCGCAUCGGCUGAGUACAAUUGUAGACGCAGAUUCAAUCCUAGUGUUGCAUGAGGGAAGUGUUGUAGAGAGAGGAACGCACAAAGAAUUGUGUGAGAGAAAGGGGCGGUAUUACGAGCUUUGGGAACAGUCCUAG